AUGGAUUUGCAAGCGCUCUCCCCGAGGAUGCUCCUGUGGUUGGUGGUCUCGGGUAUUGUUUUCUCCCGGGAGCUUUGGGUCUGCGCUGGCCUCGAUUAUGAUUACACUUUUGAUGGGAACGAAGAGGACAAAACGGAGCCUAUAGAUUACAAGGACCCGUGUAAAGCUGCUGUGUUUUGGGGUGACAUCGCCUUAGAUGAUGAAGACUUAAAUAUCUUCCACAUAGACAGGACAAUUGACCUGACUCAGAGCCCCUUUGGAAAACUUGGACAUAUCACAGGUGGCUUUGGAGACCAUGGCAUGCCAAAGAAACGAGGGGCACUCUACCAACUGCUAGAGAGGAUCAGAAGGAUUGGCUCUGGCUUGGAACAAAAUAACACCACGAAGGGAAAAGCGCCUCCAAAAUUGUCAGAGCCAAGUGAGAAAAAUCGAGUUCCCAGGGCUGCUACGUCAAGAACGGAAAGGAUAUGGCCUGGGGGUGUCAUUCCUUAUGUCAUAGGAGGAAACUUUACUGGCAGCCAGAGAGCCAUGUUCAAGCAGGCCAUGCGGCACUGGGAAAAGCACACCUGCGUGACUUUCACUGAGAGAAGUGAUGAAGAAAGUUACAUUGUGUUCACCUACAGGCCUUGUGGAUGCUGCUCCUAUGUUGGUCGGCGGGGAAAUGGCCCUCAGGCCAUCUCUAUUGGCAAGAACUGUGACAAGUUUGGAAUUGUUGUUCAUGAACUGGGCCACGUGAUAGGCUUCUGGCAUGAACAUACCCGCCCAGAUCGAGACAACCAUGUCACCAUCAUAAGAGAGAACAUCCAGCCAGGUCAAGAGUACAAUUUUCUAAAGAUGGAGCCUGGAGAAGUGAACUCUCUUGGGGAAAGAUAUGAUUUUGACAGUAUCAUGCACUACGCCAGGAACACCUUCUCAAGGGGGAUGUUUUUAGACACAAUACUCCCUUCCCGUGAUGAUAAUGGCAUCCGUCCUGCAAUUGGACAACGCACCCGGUUAAGCAAAGGAGACAUUGCACAAGCAAGAAAGCUGUAUCGAUGUCCAGCAUGUGGAGAAACCCUACAAGAAUCCAGUGGCAACCUUUCCUCCCCAGGAUUCCCAAAUGGCUACCCUUCCUAUACACACUGCAUCUGGAGAGUGUCUGUGACCCCGGGAGAAAAGAUUGUCUUGAAUUUCACCACCAUGGACCUAUACAAGAGUAGUUUGUGCUGGUAUGAUUACAUUGAAGUAAGAGAUGGUUACUGGAGGAAGUCACCUCUCCUUGGUAGAUUCUGUGGGGACAAAGUGGCUGGAGUUCUUACAUCUACAGACAGCAGAAUGUGGAUUGAGUUCCGUAGCAGCAGUAACUGGGUAGGAAAAGGGUUUGCAGCUGUCUAUGAAGCGAUUUGUGGAGGGGAGAUAAGGAAAAAUGAAGGGCAGAUUCAGUCUCCCAAUUACCCUGAUGACUACAGACCAAUGAAGGAGUGUGUAUGGAAAAUAAUGGUGUCCGAGGGCUACCAUGUUGGACUGACCUUUCAGGCCUUUGAGAUCGAAAGGCAUGACAGCUGUGCCUAUGAUCACCUAGAAGUCCGAGAUGGGCCCAGUGAGGACAGCCCUUUGGUGGGACGGUUCUGCGGUUAUGACAAACCUGAAGAUAUAAGAUCGACUUCCAACACCCUGUGGAUGAAGUUUGUCUCUGAUGGGACUGUGAACAAGGCAGGGUUUGCUGCUAACUUUUUUAAAGAAGAAGACGAGUGUGCCAAACCUGACCGAGGAGGCUGUGAGCAGAGGUGUCUUAACACACUAGGCAGCUACCAGUGUGCCUGUGAGCCUGGCUAUGAACUGGGACCAGACAGAAGAAGCUGUGAAGCUGCUUGUGGAGGCCUUCUUACAAAGCUCAAUGGCACCAUAACCACCCCUGGCUGGCCCAAAGAGUACCCUCCAAACAAAAACUGUGUGUGGCAAGUGAUUGCGCCAAGCCAGUACCGAAUCUCUGUGAAGUUUGAGUUCUUUGAAUUGGAAGGCAAUGAAGUUUGCAAAUAUGAUUACGUGGAGAUCUGGAGUGGUCUUUCCUCUGAGUCUAAGCUGCAUGGAAAGUUCUGUGGCGCUGAUGUCCCUGAAGUGAUCACUUCCCAUUUCAACAACAUGAGGAUUGAAUUCAAGUCAGACAACACUGUAUCCAAGAAGGGCUUCAAAGCACAUUUUUUCUCAGAUAAGGAUGAGUGUUCAAAGGAUAAUGGUGGCUGUCAGCAUGAGUGUGUCAACACAAUGGGAAGCUACACUUGUCAGUGCCGGAAUGGAUUCGUGUUGCAUGAGAACAAGCAUGAUUGCAAGGAAGCCGAGUGUGAACAGAAGAUCCACAGCCCAAGUGGCCUCAUCACCAGUCCCAACUGGCCAGACAAGUAUCCAAGCCGGAAAGAGUGCACGUGGGCGAUCAGUGCCAUUCCUGGCCACCGCAUCAAAUUAGCCUUCAAUGAGUUUGAGGUUGAGCAACAUCAAGAGUGUGCAUAUGAUCACUUGGAAAUUUUUGAUGGAGAAACAGAGAAGUCACCAAUCCUUGGCCGACUAUGUGGCAGCAAGAUACCAGAUCCCCUCAUGGCAACCGGGAAUGAAAUGUUUAUUCGGUUUAUUUCUGAUGCCUCUGUUCAAAGAAAAGGCUUUCAAGCUACACAUUCCACAGAAUGUGGUGGUCGAUUGAAGGCAGAGCCGAAGCCUAGAGACCUGUACUCUCAUGCUCAGUUUGGUGAUAAUAACUACCCAGGACAACUGGACUGUGAAUGGUUGUUGGUGUCAGAACGAGGCUCUCGACUUGAAUUGUCCUUCCAGACUUUUGAAGUAGAAGAAGAAGCCGAUUGUGGCUAUGACUAUGUUGAAGUCUUUGAUGGUCUCAAUUCAAAAGCUGUGGGUCUUGGCAGAUUCUGUGGAUCAGGGCCACCAGAAGAAAUCUAUUCAAUGGGAGAUGCGGCUUUGAUUCAUUUUCACACAGAUGACACUAUCAACAAGAAAGGAUUUUAUAUAAGAUAUAAAAGUAUACGAUACCCGGAAACCAUGCAUGCCUAGAACUAAUGCCAGCCCUCUCUCAGAACAGAAAGGAAUUAUGUAUACAGAAAGAAGACAUUUUUAAAAUUGACAAUAUUAUUACAUUUUUUAUAUAAUGAAUUUGAGCAAAAGAAACCUGCAAGAUUAAAGUUGUCUCUGAAGUGAAAGAGAACUUUCCAGAAAACCUGAUUGGCAUUGCAAGGAUGUUUGAAAGUUAUGCUUCUUCAAGGAAGAUUAACAGCUUGAAAUAGAUGCCGCACAUUUUGGACAGUUCAUUUAAUGAGCUGUGAUUCUCUGGAGUGAUUUCUUGACUACUUUUUCAAGAUCUGGAGAUGAAAAAUGAUCGGACAGAUGAUAGCUUGGAAACCCACUUCUUGGGUGUUAGCAUGUUUGCUUAGACUUUGUAGGUCAGACAUAAUGUAAACCAAAUCCAUGAAAGGUGAUGUGGACUAGUGGUCUUUGGAAGGUGGUUCAUCAUUUAAAUGUAGGUAUGUGUUUGUGUGUAUGUUCACACAUGCAAGUGUGCAUGUAUGUGUGUGUGUGUGUUUGUGUGUGUGUGUGUGUGUGGGUGGGUGUGCGUGUGUAUGCAUGUGUGUUUAGAAACUGGAAUAUUUUAUCUUCAUUACUUUCAAAUGCAGGCCAGCUUAACCUGUUCACACAAAUGAUUUUGUGACCACUUCAUUGUAUCUAUAUCUUGAGAAGUUUGAAAUAUCUAUAGUGUCUACAAUGCAGUUAAUCCCUAGAUAUCAUAUUUAAUUACUGGAAAACACCCAGUUCACUAGUAAACUCAUUUCUCUCUGAGGAAGUGCUGAAUAGUCACACCAAAUCCAAAAAACUCACCAUGUCUUAUAAACCUUUAAGAUAAAAUUCCAACGAGGUGUGUGCAGCCAUCUUCCAAAUGACUACCUGGAUGUUUCUUAUUCCAGUUACUACUGCUGCUGCUAUGGUCCUUCUUUUAUUGUUAAUGUGUUGAUAUGUUAUUAUUAUGGUUAUUGUUAUUGAUGUUGUUACUAUAUUUAAAAAUGAUGGGAUGAAGUGGAAGUAGAGUUUGGGAGAAAUGAAAAUCUCUUGCUUUUUUGUUCUCUUCUUGAAAUUCAGUUUCAAAAAUACAAUAUUGGGUGGCAAAUGAUUUGUUUCUGACAUAUUUCCUAUGGUGCUAUUCCAUAAACAUUAAAACAGCAGUAACAAGUUUCUGACCUUUGAGCCAAAUGCCUGUGUACUAUGAAUGCCUCCUUCUAUGUGGCUCACAAAGGAGACUUGAGACUUUUUAAAUAUUUCAAGAGUGUAUCAUGGCAAGAACAAACUUGCCCCAUGGAAAAACUACUUCCAAUGCCUUAGAAUUCCUGCACAUAAUCAAACAAAUCUGCUUAAAGACAUGCCUCUUGAGAUUCUGACCAUCAUAGCAUAUGUUAAUCAGGAACUCCAAGAAGAAAAUCCAUUUCUAUAACAGACAUUGGAUAUACAGAUACAUAUACAUGUGUACAUCCAAAUCUGCUUUUGUUGUAGAAAUGUAACUUUAGAACAAACUUCUGCUUUAUAGCGCUGUAUGUUUUUAAUAUUAAUGUAUGCAUAUGUGAGACUCUGAGUGAGGGUGUCUGCUAGAAGAUGAAGAGCUAUAGUGGUUGACAAAUUUAUUCUGCGUGCCAAGUUGUCCUAGAACUGUAUUUGAAGUAGUACCGUGCUAAAGUUUCAUGGACAUAUAAUGGAUAAUUCUAAUUACCAUCAAUCAUAUCACAGAAAGGCUCUUUCCCUUAGACAGUCUAUUUUAAAUUUUUAUGUUGAUGUGAGUUGCUGUACAAAGUUUUUUCCCUCUUAAUUGUUCAUGAACACUGAUUGUCUGAAAAAUGAGGUAUAUUUCUUUAUUUUUACAAAAUUAAACUCUACAUCUAGAUAUAACAAUUUUAUUUUUAUCAUUUUCCAUUGAAUAAUCUUCCUCUACUUAUGAAGUGUGAAGUUUAAAUUCAGUUUUGGAACCAGUAUUUGGAUCUCAGUGAGUGUGGCUUUCAAACUGUGUAACUGUUGCCUUUAAUGUAAACAAGCCACUCUGUGGAAAUUAUGUAUUCCGGUAACUUCUUCCAUAUUUUAUCAUUCAUCUCCAGCUAGCCAAGGUACACCCACAUUGAGGGAAAAAAAAAGAAAAAGAUAUCCAUCCAGAAAGUGUUUUGCACUGUUCCAGGCCUUGUGUAGGCAGAAGCUAGCUUCCAAACUCCAUGCAUGCUUCUCUUCAGUGAUACUGAAUUAAACCAUGCAAUGAAAUGAGACCUAGACAUAUCAUGUUGCUUCCCAGGGUAACAGAUGAAGUUAGUUGUAGAAAAUCAGUCUGUGUGCUGUCAAAAUCUGUGUUUAUUUUGCAAAACACAGUAGAUUCCAUUACAAUACAAUUGAACAGUAGAAUUUUUUAAAUGAUGAAAAGUUUCUGCACAAAGCAAAUUCCAGGUUUGAAUCACAGACAGUUAUUAGUUUAUGUGUAAUAUUUUUCUUUCAGCAACAGCAUGAAAAUUGAAAGGUCAACUACACAUAGAUGUCCUUACAUACCAAAAGUAUUACUAAAAAUGGCAACAACCCUAUAGUUUGGGUAGUGAGCUUUUUAUUAAAAUGAAUUCAUUAAAUUAUUUUAAGUGUCACAGUAGGAAAAUGUAGCUAAUUUAGGAAAUAGCCCAGAUACCUCAGUUGAUCUCCUAUUAGGCAACAUGAACUAAGCUUGAGAUAACUAAGAAAUUAUAGAGAGUGGGUAAAAAUAUAUUGUCAUAACUUUGGAUCAUUGAUGAAGUUAAUUCACUUUUUAUUGCACCUUAUUUCAGAAACUACACAGUACCACAUAUUAUUUUUAAAACUACUCAGAAUUUGCCUUAAAUGUGUUGUGAAGUGAAAAUAGAGACACCAUCAUUAUUGUUUUUCUCAUAAGUGUUGUUGUCCUAGGCAUUUUAUUAAAUUAAUUUUGUACAGUAUUUUACAUUUCUACAGUAUGUUGGUUGUGCUUUAUAUUUGCCAAGGUUCUAUAUACUUUAUAAUUCUCACAGUACACAGAAGAAAACUAGCUUUUAUAUAUGAUUUUAUUAUAAGUUUAUUAUAAAGAGAAAUCUAGUUUAAUAAUGAGGCCAUUAGUUCAAAUAACUGUACAAAAACAUUUUAAAAGAAAUAUGUGGAGGAUGAUAAGGUCAGUCAGCAGGAAGCAUUGUUGGACACCAAACCUGAUGAUGGAAGUUGGCUUCUGAAGAUGACUUGGAAGAAGGACAAAAAUCACUCUUGAGGGUUGUCCUCUAACUACAGUGCACAUACUUCAGCAUAGCUGUACCUGUGUGAAGAGGUUAAUGGGACCUGCAUUUGAAAAUAAUGAAGAUAAAAUAUUUCAGUUUCUGAACAACCACACACAGUCACACACACACACACACACACACACACACACACACACACACUCAAAUAUUUUUAAGUCUUUUAAAGAAGUAGACAGAUAAGAACCAGGAGCUCUGUAUCUACACCUCUACUGGCUACUGGCUGACUUUAUGCUGUCCUAGACUAAUUUUAAUGUAGCACUUUGUCACAUUCAAAUUUUGUCCUAAAUGCUUGUUUUUAAAAUAAUGUAUAUGGUUUUAAAGGGUGUUUUAAUUGUGGGAUAUUUACCGUAAACUUCAAAUGUCAAUAUUUUCUGCAAUGUAGAAUUCUCUAUAAUAUUUAAAAAUUUUAUCUUUCAUGAAGUUAAAAUUUACUUUUAAAACCUAUAGUAAAUUUUAUCAUUUCAUUAGAGCUACCUCUAUGUGUUGCAUCAAAAUAAGUUUUUACCAAAAGCAAUUAUGAAAAGAAUUGAAAGCUUUAGUGAUGAUGACUUGAAUUUUCAAAACCUUUGAUUAUGCUUUUAAAAAAUAGCGUGAUUCAGGAAAAACUAUAGGAAAAUGUGCCCCCUUCAAAAUAUUUAUAAACUAAAUUGUGGGAAUGACUUCUAUUUUCCCAGAACAAAUAUAUAACAUAAAUUUACCACAAAGCUGAGGGCUCUGCUAAUAGAUUUUACUGGACCUUUGAAAUGUUUCAAGGCAGGGUAAAUAGUUAUGAAAGAUAUUAACCUUUGGUAUUGGAUUACCAUGGAUAUAUAUAAUUAAGAAACAUAUCUUUAACAUAAAAAGGAAUGAUAGAAAUACUAUCUAUGAUGCAAUGUGACAUAUUGUAGUCUCCAAGCGUUCUUUUAAAUCAUCCUAUCUGCAAUCUACCAUUUACUUUAACAUACAGUAUAUAUAUCCUGAGUUCAUGAUGUCCAUAUCCUAGUUUAGGGGCUAAUACAGGAAAUGCAAAGCAAUCUCAGAGCCGUGCAUAUAAUUCACUAAAUAUAAUAAUUUCUUUACUCCAUAAUUUAAGUAAAAAUGAGCAGAGAACAACAGAAUAUAUACUGACCUUCAACUUUAAAACAUUUGUGGAAAUAAGUUUGAAUUUUAUGUAAAUUGGACAUGCCCCCUGUGCCCAAAUUUUAAGGCAAAAAUCCAACCCCAAAGUUAUUAGUACAGAAAAUGAAACAUGUACCUAGGUGGUCUUUAUGGUGGUGCUAGUGUGCUAGGGUGAAAUAUGAAGGGCGAAAUGUGUUAUCUGUCUCAUUUUUAUGCAAAUGCAAGUCAUGACUUUACUAUUCUCUCUGCCUUCAGGUUGCUUGGCUUGUCUGUAAUAUCUACACAGCUGAAAUGUCCAUUUGUUUACCAUUCUAAAUUUUCAUCUACACUCAACCAAAGCUAACAAUUAACCAUACUGCACCAACAUUCUCUAGUUUAAACAUGUGCUCAGACUUCAUUAUGUUUUGUAAAUCACAUUUUAGUGGCCAUUCUGUAGUGCUUUGCUUGAAGAAUUUCAAAGGAUGAUCAUUUUAGUCAUUAGCUCAAUAACAAAGCUAGGAAUGGAUCUCUCCAAAGCAUUACUAGAACUGUUUUCACCGAGCAACUGUAGAAAACUAAGGAUCAUUUUUAAUAAAAUGAGAAAGUGAA
Messenger RNA from Mastomys coucha (southern multimammate mouse), 7976 nucleotides. It is a transcript of the gene Tll1, whose product is annotated as tolloid like 1. Bases 1 to 3036 code for a protein of 1011 amino acids. The record is from RefSeq and is a predicted model, not a curated record. The transcript is spliced from 21 exons. Gene Ontology annotation, biological process: proteolysis. Gene Ontology annotation, molecular function: calcium ion binding; zinc ion binding; metalloendopeptidase activity. NCBI's taxonomy places the organism in Eukaryota, Metazoa, Chordata, Mammalia, Rodentia, Muridae.